AUGAGCACAAUACCGCCGGUCCUGCACCGCAGUGCGCGGGCCAUCACCCCCCAUGAGUUCCUCGAGGCUCUGCAGGCCACAUGUGCCCCACGCUUCCCUCUGGCGCGUGGACGCACUCAUCGACCAAUCGCCCUGGCGGUGAGUGGCGGAGUAGACUCUAUGGCCCUCGCCUACCUCUGCACCACCAUCAAACAGACAGAUCACUGGUUCAAGGUUGCGGACCAUCCUGUCAGCAAUGCCUUCGGCCUCAUCAUCGACCACGGCUUGCGCGAGGGCAGCGCCGACGAGGCGGAGAGUGUCGCCAAAGUCCUCAGACAGCUUGGCCUGAGGCCGAAGACGCUGAAGAUCCGCUGGGGUGACGUAAACGCCGGAGAUGCUAACCCAAAUGACCUGCCCAAUGUUGAGACGGUGGCUCGCUACCUCCGCUACCGCCGUCUCGGCACAUUCUGCAAGGCUUGGCGUGUGGCCUCUCUCUUUACCGCACACCAUGAGGACGACCAGUAUGAGACUGUCAUGAUGAGGCUGCUCUCGGGCCACGGGCACCGCGGCUUGCAGGGGAUGCGUCCCGCAACUGAUAUCCCGGAGUGCUACGACUUGCACGGCGUGUACCAGAGCGGAUUCAUCGACGACCAGCGGCGCGACAAUCCCUUCUGGAACCUGACGCCGAAUGAGCGCCAGAGGAGGGAGUUGAGGAGGGGCCUCAGGCAUGAGAUAGACCCUGCUGUUCUCGCCAAGGAGGUUGAAGAAGGCCUGAAGAUCGACGCUGUCGCCGCAUACGCCGACGAUUAUGACGGUAUCGCAAAAGGAAGCAAGCGUGCCCCUGCUGUGAUGCCGCUGGAGUUUGAGGAUGGCGGCGUCAUGGUGUACCGCCCGCUGCUCCGUUUCAGCAAGGAGAGGUUGAUCGCAACGUGCCUUGAGAACGGCAUUCCCUGGUUUGAGGACCACACCAACGCCGACCAGACGUUGACUAUGAGGAACGCUGUCCGAUACAUGCACAAGAACCACAAGCUGCCUGUCGCUCUGCAGAAGCCCGCCAUUCUUCAACUCGCAGAGCGGUGCCGAGCAAGGGUGGCUUCGGCCGAAGCCGAGGCGGGGAGGCUCCUUAGCCGCACCGCGAUCCACGAGUUUUGGGCCAAUGCCGGCACCGUGGUGCUGACUCUUCCCAAGCUUUCUUUUCCGUCUGUGCCCAGGAGGUCCUCAGCUUCUCCGACCGCGCGGCGGAGGCGCGCCGAGCAUUACCGCCACAUCGCCGCGCUCCUGAUCCGCAAGCUGCUCUCCAUGGUGACGCCGGAACGGGAGCUGAGCCAAGUUGCCCAACUGAGCCACCUGGUCUCCAUGUUCUUCCCGUCCUUGGCAGAAGAAGACGCAACCCCACCGGAACCCAAACCCUAUGUCAUCUGUGGCGUGCACUUCAUUCCCCUGGCCGCGGACGACUACCCCCUCCGCUGGCUGCUGACAAGAGCACCGCACGCCUCGAACGUCCCGCGGCCCUCAAUCACCUUCCGGGAACUCCCGUUUGCGAAACGUCUCGGCAAGCAUCCCAGCGCGUGGAAGACACUGGGCUGGGCCGAGCCUGAGCUCUUCGACGGCCGCUACUGGAUCCGCAUCCUGCACCGCCUGCCCUGCAAAGUCGUUGUUGCUCCUUUCGAACCGGAGCACCACAAACCGUUCAGGGAGGGCCUCGCCGACGACCACGCCAGGAAGGGGCUCGCUUCAAUGCUCCGGCGAUAUGCGCCGGGCAAGACCCGAUUCACCCUCCCAGCGAUUUACGCCACCUGGGAAAGGCAGCUGAAGGAAGAGGAGAAGCUGCAGCUGCUGGCCUUGCCUACGCUGGGCGUUGCCCUGCCGGGAGUGGAGGAUUGGUUGCGCUGGGAAGUGCGGUACCGGAAGGUGGAUGACGAGCUGUUGCGGUUGAGCAGGCUCGGCGGGCGGAUCAUUGAACGGCGGGGGUUGAGAGGACGGGUGAGGUGGUUGUAUUGGUGGUUAAAGCUGGGGCGAAGGAAAGGCACCACUACAAGGCCUAGGCGGUGGGGGUAUAGCGAUUGGCGAGCCUCGAGACGAAGAAUUACACGCUAA
Messenger RNA from Chaetomium strumarium, 2076 nucleotides. RefSeq lists its product as uncharacterized. The transcript is spliced from 3 exons. Gene Ontology annotation, molecular function: ATP binding; ligase activity, forming carbon-nitrogen bonds. NCBI's taxonomy places the organism in Eukaryota, Fungi, Ascomycota, Sordariomycetes, Sordariales, Chaetomiaceae. Gene Ontology annotation, biological process: tRNA processing. The coding region runs from base 1 to 2076 and encodes 691 amino acids. The record is from RefSeq and is a predicted model, not a curated record.